GUUACACUUGAGUCACUAAAUGGAGUGUUUAUAUUGUUUCCCCAAACAAACAAAAACCUCAGAAACAGACGAAGUUUCUUGUAAUCUUUGGUUCAUAGGUUGUUCUCAAAAGUAAACUUGCUGAGUUCCUCCUCUUCGUGGUUCUCUUCUUCCUUAUCCUUUACCCUAGAUCACAUCCAACAAAAACAUGGAUCUAUCUACACUGUUACUGGCCCUGCUUUUCGUUGCAGGGCUCAUAAAUGUCUUCUUCCACGUACCCACCAACAAGAUUACCACGUGUCUUCAAAUUUUCCUCCCCAACAGUGCUUGCAAAACCAAAACCACCCUCGCUCCUUCACCGACGGCCAAGGCGGAGCACGGUUCCUCCGGGAAGAAGAAAGAGCUGGAAAGGGUGUUUUCCACCUUCGACAAAAACGGUGACGGGUUCGUGACGAAGCAGGAGCUGAGGGAAUCCCUGAGGAACAUCGGAAUCUUGAUGACAGACAGAGAGGUGGACGAUAUUGUUGUGAAGUACGAUUCCAACGGUGAUGGGUUGAUCGAUUUUGAGGAGUUUUGCUUGUUGACAAGUGAGUGUAUGGGAGGGAAAAAGGAAGAAGAAGAAGAAGAUGAAGAAGAAGAAGAAGAAGAGAUUAAUCUAAAGGAAGCUUUUGAUGUGUUUGACAAGGACAAUGAUGGGGUUAUUUCGGUGGAGGAACUAGCUUUGGUGCUUACAUCGUUGGGGUUAAAGGAAGGGAACAAGAGUGAAGAGUGCAGAGAGAUGAUUAAGAAGGUUGACAUGGAUGGAGAUGGUAUGGUGAAUUUCAAGGAGUUCAAGAGAAUGAUGAUGAAGGGAGGAAAACUUACUCUGUUUAACGCAUAGUUCAAGGUUCUCUUUUUUCUUCAAUUCACACCACCCAUCAUUAACUGCAACAAACAAAACACUUUCAAAUUUGUCUCUCUAUAUGUGGUGGCCACACAUACACCACUUCGUAGAGAUACAUGAAAUGAAAAUUUAUUCUGAUUAGGAAUAUUGUAGGUUCUUAGUUAAUUUUCCAUGUUUCUGUAAUUUUAAUGGCUUUAUACGUUUUUUUUUUUCGUUAAUCUGUUCUGUGGGGAUUUAUAACUAUUCAGGCUUUUGUAGCUUUGUUCUCUUUCCUCCAUGAAAUUGGGAAAAGUAAAAUAUUGAUGAAUAGAUAUUGAUUCUGGUGCCUCA
Molecule: messenger RNA, 1192 nt
Organism: Vigna unguiculata (cowpea)
Lineage: Eukaryota; Viridiplantae; Streptophyta; Magnoliopsida; Fabales; Fabaceae
Product: calmodulin-like protein 3 pseudogene
Source: RefSeq, a predicted model, not a curated record